AUGGGUCAAAAGCGUGGACACGAAUCUAAAGCUCAGGCGCUCCAGACGAAAAAGCGCAAGAAGUCCACCAAGGCUGAUGCUGCGGAAGAAGAUGCCAAUGUAUUUGUCGGAGUUGAGGACCUCAACUGGAAGGAGGUUGCGCUUCCUGACCGCAUGGAGGAUGCAGAGGGAUUCUUCGGUCUAGAAGAGAUUGACGGCGUGGAUAUCAUCAAAGGGUCUAGUGGCGGCGAGAUCCAAUUCAGAGCCAAGUCAGGAAAGCCCAGAAAGUCAAUUUUGAAAGCUCCCGAAGAAGGUGACGAAGACGAGUGGACUGGGUUCAGCGACGAAGACUCGACCGACAAGACUGCCCACAAGAGUCCCACGGCCGAGGAGACCGAAGUGAAGGAAGAUAAGAAGCAUAAGAAGGAAAAGAAGAAGGCCGAUCAGAAGCCCAAGGAACAGAAUGAAAAGAAAAAGCCCGAACAGAAGCCAAAGCAACAAAAGCCGAAAAAGGACCAAAGUAUGAAGGGUGCUCUCUCAUUCGAAGCCCUUGAGGAAGACGAGGACGAAGACAGCGUAGAUGUCUCGGCCUGGGAUGAGCUCAAUCUCUCGCCUGAAAUCUACACAAGUCUUUCCAAGAUGAAGUUCAGCUCUCCUUCGGCCAUUCAGAAGGCCAGUAUUCCUGCUAUCAUGGAUGGACAUGAUGUCGUCGGAAAGGCCUCGACCGGUUCGGGUAAAACUUUGGCCUUUGGAAUUCCAAUUAUCGAGCACUAUCUCGACAAGAGAGGAAAGCAAGACAAGAAGACCGAGAAGACUGGCUCAACACCAAUCGCAUUGGUUCUUUCUCCCACCCGUGAAUUGGCGCACCAGCUUGCAAAGCAUAUCGGGGAGCUCACUGCUAACGCCCCCGACACCAAUGCUCGCAUUGCCCUCUUGACUGGUGGACUGUCCAUUCAGAAGCAGCAGAGACAACUUGCUGCGGCUGACAUUGUCGUAGGAACCCCCGGUCGAGUGUGGGAGAUUCUGAGCCAAGGACAAGGUCUUAUCCGCAAGAUGCAGAAGAUCAAGUUCCUAGUUGUCGACGAGGCCGACAGACUUCUUAGCGAGGGUCACUUCAAGGAAGUCGAAGAUAUCGUUGGCGCUCUUGACAACCAUCAAGCCGGAGAUAUUAAGGAUACGGACGAGGAAGCCACGGAAGAGGAGGAAGAGCCUUCAGAGAGACAAACCCUUGUUUUCUCUGCCACCUUCCACCGUGACCUUCAACAAAAGCUCGCAGGAAAGGGCCGUUGGACAAACGGUGAUAUGUUGGAUAACAAGGAGUCCAUGGAGUAUCUUCUCAAGAAGCUAAAGUUCCGCGAGGAGAAGCCCAAGUUUAUCGAUGUGAACCCGGUGGACCAGAUGGCCCAGGGUCUCAAGGAAGGAAUUGUUGAAUGUCCUGCUAUGGAGAAGGAUCUUUACCUCUACUCAGUCCUUCUAUACUAUCCCAAGCACCGGACAAUUGUAUUCACUAACUCCAUUUCUGCUGUCCGUCGCGUUACCCAGCUCUUGCAAGCUCUUCAACUCCCUGCAUUUGCCCUCCACUCUUCCAUGGCCCAAAAAGCCCGACUUCGUUCCGUCGAGCGGUUCUCAUCGCCUACUGCGGACCCAAGCUCAAUCCUUGUCGCCACGGACGUUGCGGCCCGUGGUCUCGAUAUCAAGGGCAUUGACAGCGUCAUUCAUUACCACGUCCCUCGCGCAGCAGACAUGUACGUCCACCGAUCCGGUCGCACUGCUCGUGCCGGUGCCUCUGGAAAGAGUAUCUUGAUUUGCGCCCCCGAAGAGGUCGUCGGCGUCGCUCGUCUCGCCGCCAAGAUCAACGCUAAAAAGCACAAGGGUGAGGGUGCAUCGAAGAAGCUUCCUCUCGAGUCGCUCGACAUUGAUCGUCGGGUCGUGGCUCGCCUCCGUCCCCGCAUCAACCUUGCCAAGAAAAUUACCGACACAACCAUUGCCAAAGAAAAGGUCAAUACAGAGGACAACUGGCUCCGCGCUGCAGCUGAGGACCUCGGUGUAGAGUAUGAUAGUGACGAUUUCGAUCAGUCUCAGGGUCAAGGCCGCGGUCGUGGCGGUGGCCGCCAAAGGCGCGAGAAGGAGGCUAGUGGUAUGACCAAGGGAGAGAUGGCCGGGCUCCGCGCAGAGCUCAAGCACCUACUUGCUGAGCGUGUCAACAUUGGUGUUAGCGAGAAGUAUCUUACUUCCGGUCGCAUUGAUGUCGAGGCUCUGCUCCGUGGCGAGGGUAACAAAGCCUUCCUCGGACACCUUGACCCGCUCACUUUCUAA
Molecule: messenger RNA, 2295 nt
Organism: Penicillium antarcticum
Lineage: Eukaryota; Fungi; Ascomycota; Eurotiomycetes; Eurotiales; Aspergillaceae
Gene: mak5
Product: ATP-dependent RNA helicase MAK5
Exons: 3
Coding region: 1-2295 (764 amino acids)
Cellular component (GO): nucleolus
Molecular function (GO): RNA helicase activity; nucleic acid binding; ATP binding
Source: RefSeq, a predicted model, not a curated record